GUUGACCAUGCUAUUUUAGGUAAAAAUGGUUGCUGUGAUCUAUUCUUCAGAUUUCCUUAUUUGAUUACUCAUGAAGACGUCAUGUCUUAGAAGCAUCAUUUGACAGGAAUGUUGUCCUAUUGAAUCAGCUCAGUCUCAUACUUCCUGAAGCUAAAAACAACAUCAUCCGUCUUCAAGGAAGUAUGCCUUUUGUUCGUGGCAGUGGGAUGGCCCAUGUUUGUCACCUGUGAAGGGGCGGCAGUCACACACACACACACACACUGCACUGACAGACAACUUCCUUCAUUAAAAUACAAAUAUGCAUUUUCCAAGCACCUUGGACCAAUGUGAGAUGCAUUGAAAGGAUUUACUUGUUUUCUGAUCGUGUGGGAGUCCGUCAAAAGAGGCAGAAUGCGGGACAUGCUGGAAAGGCUGCAUACCAUUAGUGAGGAGAACGACACUGGUUCAGAAUUUUGUGGACCUGAGUAUGAUGAAGACAAGUUGAGUCUGUCUCAUGAGGCAGUUAUAUUUGAGAACACUUCAGAAAUUGAUGACAUUUUAAAGGAGGCACACUCCCUACGCAAGGAGAUCUCCCUGCUUCAGUUAGAGGUGGAACGUCUUAACACCCAUAAUGAACGCUAUGCCACCUCUGUGAACCGCCUCACCCUACUCAAAAAGGACUCUGAUUCCAUCGCCAAGAGGAUCCAGCAACGCGGGGAGGCCCUAUACAACCGGCUUCAGGCCCUGGGUGACGAGAAAAAACAGCUGGAGGUUAAAGAGGGUCCCAACUCUGCUGUUAGUCGCAUUGCCAGAGUUCAGUAUGACACACUGACCCGUGCCUUCCAUGAUGUUAUGAAUGAGUACAACGAGGCAGAGGAGAUGCAGAAAAAGACAUGCCGGGGGAGGAUCCAGAGGCAGGCCUCUAUAAUGGGGGCACAAAUCACUGAUGACCAGCUGGAUGUGAUAGUUGACAAAGGUGGUGAGGGGUGGGAUGAGCUGUCCCAGAGCCUGCAGAUCCCAGGUGGACGUUCAUCCCGCUGGGCAAUGUGUGAGAUCAAGGGCAGACACAGGGAGCUGGUGGAUUUAGAGGCCAGACUGAAGGAGGUGCACAAUCUGUUCCGGGAUAUGGCCAUGCUGGUAGAGGAGCAGGGAUGCAAGAUUAAUACCAUUGAGGCUAAUGUGUGUGCCACUGUGGAAUAUGUCGACAAAGUCAACGAUGAGAUGAAGAAAGCCCUACAGUACAGGAGGAGAAAUCCUUUCCUGCACUGUUGCCCUUGUCUACCUUGUUGGAGACACAACCAAACUUUUUAGGGCUUAUUUUGACUUUGAAUUAUCCAAAAUGGAAUUUUAUGGAUGAUUUGAAAAUCGUAAACAAAAUGUAUCUGUGUAAGAUUUAAUGGAUAACUAAAGAAAUUUUAUGCAAUGUGCCUAAUUCAUGGUAAAUAUGCCUUUACAAGCACACUCAUGAAUUACCAGCUGUCUAAAAUGUUAUUUACAGUAAAAA
Larimichthys crocea (large yellow croaker) is the source of this 1483-nucleotide messenger RNA. Its product is annotated as syntaxin-11. Gene Ontology annotation, biological process: intracellular protein transport; exocytosis; synaptic vesicle fusion to presynaptic active zone membrane. Lineage: Eukaryota; Metazoa; Chordata; Actinopteri; Sciaenidae. Gene Ontology annotation, molecular function: SNAP receptor activity; SNARE binding. Gene Ontology annotation, cellular component: SNARE complex; synaptic vesicle; endomembrane system. Bases 391 to 1290 code for a protein of 299 amino acids. The transcript is spliced from 2 exons. The record is from RefSeq and is a predicted model, not a curated record.